AUGAUCGAUUUAGUUUUACUGCAGGAAGCCAAAGGCGGAAAUCCAGAGCAAGUCCGCGAAUCGCAGAGGAAACGCUACGACAGUGUGGAGCUGGUGGAUGAGGUUUUAGGGCUAUAUGCAACGUGGAACGCGCUCAAUUUCGAGUCGCAGCAGCUCAACCAGCAGAUAAACAGUACUCAGAAAGCCAUAACGGCCAAGAAGAAGGUCAAGGAGAGUGCAGACGAUGAGCUAGCCCUGAAGAAAGAGCUAGAUGGGCGUGUACCCACAUUGAAGCAGCAGACAGCGGCAGCCGAGCAGCAUAUGAAAAGCAAAGCUGUACAGAUUGGCAAUAUAGUUGGUCCAGCUGUGCCCAUCCACGACGACGAAGAGCACAACGUUGUCGUUCGCACAUGGCACCCACACGGUCCCAAUGCUGCGGUGGAGAAGAAAGCAGGUGCACUACCUCACCACGAAGUACUCAUGCGUCUUGACGGAUUCGAUCUCGAACGCGGUCAGAAAAUAGCUGGUCACCGCGGGUACUUCCUUCAGGACACAGCUGUUGAUCUCAACCUUGCACUCAUUUCUUAUGGCCUCGAUUUCCUUCGCAAGCGCCAGUACCGCAAGGUUAUGACGCCUUUCAUGAUGCGCAAGGACAUGAUGAGCAGGACAGCCCAGCUCGAGCAGUUCGAUGAGGAGUUGUACAAGAUCGACGAUGGCGGAGAGGAUGACAAGUAUCUCAUCGCCACUUCCGAGCAGCCGAUCAGCGCUAUGUUUGCAAACGAGUGGUUCGAGUCACCAAAAGAGCAGCUGCCAAUUAGACUCGCUGGAUACUCCACUUGCUUCCGCAAAGAGGCGGGAAAACAUGGCAAGGAUACCUGGGGGAUUUUCCGCGUUCACCAGUUCGAGAAGAUAGAGCAGUUCUGCGUUACCUCCCCUGAAACAUCUUGGGACGUGUUCAACGAGAUGGUCGAGAAUAGUGAGGAGUUCUACCAGUCCUUAGGCAUUCCUUACAGACUCGUAAACAUUGUCUCUGGAGCCCUCAACAACGCCGCCGCUCAGAAAUAUGACCUCGAGGCGUGGUUUCCGUAUCUCGGCGAAUGGAAGGAACUUGUCAGCACUUCCAACUGCACUGACUACCAGUCGAGGAGCUUGGAAGUGAGACACGGGAUCAAGAAACAGGGCGAGACCAACAAAACUUACGUACACAUGCUUAACGGGACCAUGUGCGCGACUGAGAGAGCCAUGUGCUGUCUUGUGGAGAAUUGGCAAACUGAAGAUGGCCUUGUUGUCCCUCCUGCCCUGCGCAGGUACAUGGAUGACAGGGAAUUCAUCCCAUUCUGCAAAGAUGUCCCUAAAGCCAAGGUGAACAAGUCUAAAAAGUAA
Messenger RNA from Wallemia ichthyophaga EXF-994, 1362 nucleotides. RefSeq names its product Serine--tRNA ligase, cytoplasmic. Gene Ontology annotation, cellular component: cytosol. Gene Ontology annotation, molecular function: serine-tRNA ligase activity; ATP binding; tRNA binding. Gene Ontology annotation, biological process: seryl-tRNA aminoacylation. Bases 1 to 1362 code for a protein of 453 amino acids. The transcript is spliced from 2 exons. The record is from RefSeq and is a predicted model, not a curated record. NCBI's taxonomy places the organism in Eukaryota, Fungi, Basidiomycota, Wallemiomycetes, Wallemiales, Wallemiaceae.